AUGGAGCUAGAAAAUGAAAUAAUCAGCUCCUCCAGCAAUUCUUCAGCAGGCUCCAGAGAGUACAAGGUGGUGAUGCUAGGAGCAGGGGGAGUUGGCAAAAGCGCAAUGACAAUGCAGUUCAUAAGCCAUCGGUUCCCUGACUAUCAUGAUCCAACUAUAGAGGAUGCCUAUAAAACUCAAGUCCGAAUUGAUGACGAGCCAGCUUAUUUGGACAUUCUAGACACUGCUGGACAGGCAGAAUUCACAGCCAUGAGGGACCAAUACAUGCGAGGCGGAGAAGGCUUCAUUAUCUGCUAUUCCAUCACGGACCGCCAAUCCUUUCAAGAAGCUGCUGAGUUUAAGGAACUGAUUUAUCGUGUCCGGCACACCUACGACAUCCCCUUGGUGCUGGUGGGAAACAAAAUAGAUCUGGAAGAGUUCAGACAGGUCUCGACCGAAGAAGGAAUGAGCUUAGCCAGAGAAUACUCCUGUUCCUUUUUUGAGACGUCAGCUGCCCUCCGCUUCUACAUUGAUGAUGUCUUUCAUGGACUAGUGAGGGAAAUCCGAAGGAAAGAGUCCUCACUGCCUAUGGUAGAGAAGAAGAUGAAAAGGAAGGAUAGUCUGUGGCGGAAACUGAAAGGAUCUCUGAAGAAAAAAAAGGAAAGUACAACCUGAUGGCAGUUCCCCAUGAGCCACCCAUCAGGAGCUGACCACAGUAACCAGUAACAGUUAAAAAAAGACAGCAUUGACACAGCAUCUUCCAGACUAGGUCCUGGAGUUCCUUCCCUUCAGCCCUCAUCCAGAAGUAGCUCCCUGAAGGCCCAAUUCAUGGUUGCCCUGUGGCUCCUCUGUAUUAUAGAUAAAGUUACUUAGCACACCCUUUCAUCCCUUAUCUGCAAAUCUGAGUGGAGAAAAUACUGUGUAUUUUCACCUGUGGUCCCUGGCUGGUCUUUGAACACUAGGAGUUAAGCCAGCAUCCAAGGCAGAACCAGCUUCCACCAGCUGUAGGACAAGGGAUGCACUUAUUGCCUCCUCUCUACAUGCAUGGAACAUUGCACCA
This is a messenger RNA of Falco peregrinus (peregrine falcon), 1039 nucleotides long. RefSeq names its product Ras like without CAAX 2 (gene RIT2). The coding region runs from base 1 to 654 and encodes 217 amino acids. Gene Ontology annotation, biological process: Ras protein signal transduction; positive regulation of neuron projection development. Gene Ontology annotation, molecular function: GDP binding; GTP binding; GTPase activity. The record is from RefSeq and is a predicted model, not a curated record. Gene Ontology annotation, cellular component: plasma membrane. NCBI's taxonomy places the organism in Eukaryota, Metazoa, Chordata, Aves, Falconiformes, Falconidae. The transcript has 5 exons.